This is a messenger RNA of Sardina pilchardus (European sardine), 925 nucleotides long. RefSeq names its product bridging integrator 3 (gene bin3). Gene Ontology annotation, molecular function: protein binding; lipid binding. Gene Ontology annotation, biological process: actin cortical patch localization; endocytosis; plasma membrane tubulation. Lineage: Eukaryota; Metazoa; Chordata; Actinopteri; Clupeiformes; Clupeidae. Gene Ontology annotation, cellular component: actin cortical patch; cytoplasm. The transcript has 9 exons. Bases 121 to 882 code for a protein of 253 amino acids. The record is from RefSeq and is a predicted model, not a curated record.
GUUGAGGAAAAGUUUUGCACUUCCUGGAUACUGUUCGAGUGUUUGGAUUUCCUCGGGGAGAUGUGUUUUGGGGAGACAAAAAGCACAACCUGAAUAAAUUGAACCAAACCCUCCAUCAAAAUGAGUUGGAUUCCCUUCAAGAUUGGACAACCGAAAAAACAAAUUGUUUCCAAAACGGUUGAAAGGGACUUUGAGAGAGAAUAUGACAAGCUCCAAAAGCUGGAGGAUCAGACGAAGAAGCUUCACAAGGACAUGAAGAAGAGCACUGAGGCGGAUGUAGCGAUGUCCAAGGCGGCGGUGAAGAUCUCGGGAGACCUGCUGAGCAACCCCCUCUGCGAGCAGGACCAGUCCUUCCUGGACUUCAUGGCGGCUCUGGACACGGCCAUGAAGAGAAUGGACGCCUUCAACCAGGAGAAGGUGAACCAGAUCCAGAAGACUGUCAUUGACCCCCUGAAAAAGUACAGCAGUGUGUUCCCCAGUCUGAACAUGGCGGUGAAGCGGCGGGAGCAGGCCCUCCAGGACUACAAGAGGCUGCAGGCCAAGGUGGAGAAGUACGAGGAGAAGGAGAAGACGGGGCCCAUCAUGGUCAAGCUGCAUCAGGCCCGAGAGGAACUGCGGCCGGUGAGAGACGACUUUGACGCCAAGAACAAGCAGCUCCUAGACGAGAUGCCCAAAUUCUACCACAGCCGCAUCGACUACUUCCAGCCCAGCUUCGAGGCUCUCAUUCGCGCUCAGGUGGUGUACUUCUCUGAAAUGCACAAGAUUUUCAGUGACCUGACGGAUCAGAUAGACCAAGCGGGCCUCACGGAUGAGCAGAGGGAGAGGGAGAAUGAGGCCAAACUGACCGAGCUGCGCGCACUGUCCAUCGUCGCGGAUGACUGAGGAGAAAUCGGUGGAAGCGCGUCUUGACUCCCCCCCCCCCCCC